Epinephelus moara (kelp grouper) is the source of this 2556-nucleotide messenger RNA. RefSeq names its product extracellular calcium-sensing receptor-like. The record is from RefSeq and is a predicted model, not a curated record. NCBI's taxonomy places the organism in Eukaryota, Metazoa, Chordata, Actinopteri, Perciformes, Serranidae. Bases 190 to 2556 code for a protein of 788 amino acids. Gene Ontology annotation, biological process: G protein-coupled receptor signaling pathway. Gene Ontology annotation, cellular component: membrane. The transcript is spliced from 9 exons. Gene Ontology annotation, molecular function: G protein-coupled receptor activity.
UCUUCUCUUCCCUCAUCUUGUAAAUUACGGAGAAGGUUUCAUCUUAAUGCAAUUCACAAGCCUGGUGAUGUGAUUCUGGGUGGGCUGUUUGAAGUCCACUACACCUCUGUCUUCCCUGAGCGAACAUUCACCUCAGAGCCACAAGAGCACAGCUGCCAAGGCUUUGAUCCUCCAGGGUUCAGGCAUGCCAUGACCAUGGCCUUUGCUAUUGAUGAGAUCAACAAAAACUCCAACCUGCUACCAAAUGUGACUCUGGGAUACAGUCUUUAUGAUAACUGUGCUACACUUGCUAUUGGUUUCUGUGCUGCGUUGUCACUGGCCAGCGGUCAAGAGGACCAGUUUCUGCUUCAGGAGAACUGUUUAGGGACCCCUCCAGUCCUGGGGAUUGUGGGCGAUCCCUUUUCAACAUUUACUAUUGCUAUCUCCAAUGUUCUAGGUUUAUUCAAACUGCCAAUUGUGAGUUAUUUUGCCACAUGUUCCUGCCUGAGUGAUCGGAGAAGGUUUCCAUCCUUCUUUAGAAUGAUCCCAAGUGAUGCUUUCCAGGUGCGUGCCAUGAUUCAGAUUCUAAAACACUUUGGCUGGACUUGGGCAGGUCUGCUGGUCAGUGAUGAUGAUUAUGGACUCCAUGCUGCCCAAUCCUUACAAUCAGACCUGGCUCAGUCUGGUGGAGGUUGUCUGGCCUACUCAGAGAUUUUACCCUGGGGUGACAACCCCGCUGAAGUAAAGAGGAUUGUGGAAGUGAUGAAGAAAUCCACAGCUCGUGUGGUCAUUGUGUUUGCACAUCAAAUACACAUGAUUCAACUAAUGGAAGAGGUGGUGAGACAGAACGUAACAGACCUGCAGUGGAUUGCCAGUGAAGCCUGGACAUUAGUUGACGGGCUCCAUACUCCUUCCUUCAUGCCAUACCUGUGUGGCACACUCGGCAUGGCUAUCCGUCGAGGAAAAAUACCAGGACUGCAGGACUUCCUAUUAAGAAUUAAUCCUGACCUAAACCAAAACAACAGCUAUGAAAAUAGCAUGGUGAGACAGUUUUGGGAAUACAUAUUUCAGUGUAGAUUUGCUCCUCUUCCAGCUGGUUGGGUGGAGGCUGGGGGAGCACUAUGCACUGGACAGGAAGAACUUAAGAAUGUGGAGACUGAGAUGUUGGAUGUUUCUAACCUCAGGCCUGAGUACAAUAUUUACAAAGCUGUGUAUGCUCUGGCGUACGCCCUUGAUGACAUGCUGCGCUGUGUGCCUGGGAGAGGGCCUUUCAGUGGGCACAGCUGUGCUACUUUGCAAACACUAGACCCAUGGCAGCUUGUGUAUUACUUGGAAAAGGUAAACUUCACCACACCAUUUGGUGAACUAGUGUCAUUUGAUGAGAAUGGUGAUGCCCUACCAAUAUAUGAUAUCAUGAACUGGCUGUGGCUCCCUGAUGGAAGAACUAAAGUUCAGAGUGUGGGGGUUGUUAAGAAGUUGGCCUCCAAAGGUGAAGAACUCACACUUGAUGAAAACAAAAUCUUCUGGAACUUUGAAUCCAAAAAGCCACCCAGGUCAGUUUGCAGUGAGAGCUGCCCCCCAGGUACCCGCAUGGCCAGGAAAAGGAGAAUGCCUGUUUGCUGUUUUGACUGCAUCCCUUGCUCUGAGGGAAAGAUCAGCAAUGAAACUGACUCCAUGGAGUGCACCAGUUGUCCAGAGGAUUUCUGGUCCAGUCCCCAGCGUGACCACUGUGUUCCUAAGAAAACUGAGUUCCUGUCCUACCAUGAGCCUCUGGGUGUCUGUUUGACAACUGCCUCAUUGUUGGGCACAUUUAUAUGUGUUGUUGUCCUGGGAAUCUUCACCUAUCAUCGGCGUACACCUAUGGUACGCGCCAACAAUUCAGAACUGAGUUUCCUGCUCUUGGUGUCACUCAAACUAUGUUUCCUGUGUUCACUGCUGUUUAUCGGACGUCCCAGGCUGUGGACAUGCCAGCUUAGACAUGCAGCAUUUGGGAUCAGCUUUGUGCUUUGUGUAUCAUGCAUCCUGGUGAAAACCAUGGUGGUUCUGGCUGUGUUUAAGGCCUCCAAGCCAGGAGGUGGAGCCUAUCUCAAGUGGUUUGGUGCUGUGCAGCAGAGAGGAACAGUUCUGGCUCUGACCUGCAUUCAGGCAGCAAUCUGCACUGCUUGGCUUGUCUCUUCCUCACCAGUUCCUCAUAAAAACACUCAAUACCACAAUGACAAGAUCGUUUAUGAGUGUCUGGUUGGCUCCACAGUUGGUUUUGGAGUGUUACUGGGCUAUAUUGGCUUACUGGCUAUCCUCAGCUUCUUGUUAGCCUUUUUGGCAAGAAAUCUUCCAGAUAACUUCAAUGAGGCCAAACUCAUCACUUUCAGCAUGCUGAUCUUCUGUGCAGUGUGGGUGGCCUUUGUCCCUGCUUAUGUCAACUCUCCAGGAAAAUAUGCAGAUGCAGUGGAGGUAUUUGCCAUCCUGGCCUCAAGUUUUGGCCUCUUGGUGGCACUGUUUGGACCCAAAUGUUACAUAAUCCUGCUGAGACCAGAGAGGAACACGAAAAAAGCAAUCAUGGGCCGAGGAACUGCUUAG